GUCGAGCGGAGGCGGCCGUUCGCCACCGGAAAUCGAGGCUCAAAUCCAAUAUAGAUCGAUCAGUAAAUAGACCUCGAGCCGGCACGAGAACCGCGUCACCGGCUGCUCGUGCUCUGUAGUAUUUGCAGCUUGCAAGCUCGUUGCAUCUCGCCUCCUGGCAAAGCUUAUCGUGACACCGUUUCGGCCGCAUUACGCCGGGCAACGGCCGGGCUGGGCCCGUGCGUCCGUCCUUCCGUCAUCAGCUUUAUUUCGCUUUAGUCGUCGUCUCACCAAUUCCAGCAGCCGUUCCGCGCGUUUCGGCCGCGAAUUUGCAGCAGCGAACGCAGUGAGCCCCGCACCACGUGCAACCCUCUCCACGCCACGCGCUGCAGCUAAUCAACCACCCACCCGACUCGCUUGGGAACUUAUACUCUCGCUAAAGCUCGGCCCGCCGCUCGGCAAGUAAUACACGAUACUACCCAGACAAGACCCACCGGCCACCUCGUCACUAUAUAUUCGGUUACCGCCACUUCCGGGUACAUAGCGCGGAUACGUAAGCCGACGAGACGCGGUUGAGAGCAAAGCGGAAGGAAGAGAUCGCUGUAUCGGAAAUCAUAUGUAGAACGUCAUGGCAAUCAGCAUAAAAUUUACAAAAUUCGACAAUACACCAUGGGGCUUUCGACUAGCAGGUGGCAGCGAUUUUCCGCAGCCGCUAACUGUUAUCAGAGUCACGGAGGGCAGUCUGGCCGAGUGCAUGGGUUUAAAAAUCGGUGAUGUCAUAGUAAGAUUAAACGAUCAGCCUAUUAGCAGUUUGACACACGGGCAAGCGCACGAAGAGCUAAUGCAUGCUGGCAAUAACUUCAUUCUAGCUAUACAAAGAGAGGAGGAGACACGAAAGGCUGCCGAGGCGAUAUCGGAAGAGAACAUCGUCCCAUAUAAGAUCGCCCUUGCAGAUCUACCACCAGUCUUCCCAGAAGAGAUCUUGAAGGAGGAGACAGUGAUCGAGCGGUACGAGGAAGAGAAGACCGUUGACGAGCAUACAGCGCCGUUGUCCGCCGAAGAAGAGCUCAGGCGAGAGGAGGAGAAGCUCGCGGAAGAGAAACCGGUGGACGCUAACAGCGAGAUCGUGCCCAACAAAAAUCUCACGGAUGACGAGAUCGCGCAGCUGAUUCUCGAGGAGGAGGAACUCUUGUCCGACCAGGGAUUAUUGGGAGUGAACUUCAAAAAGCUGCGACCGCGAGCUCCGAUCUUGAAAGAUUCGAAGGUCUUGGAGGAGCUGCAGAACAUCGCGACAGCCGAGCCCGAGCGGGUGCAGGAGUUAAAGCGCACAUCCACCUUCCUGCAGAAGCCGCAGCGACCGGUGCCGAAGUUGAAGUGCGAGCAGAAGGUCGAAGAAGACGACUGCGAGACGUACAAGGUCGUGAUUAAGAAGCAGGACAAGAAGACGGUGAUCGCGCGCCUCGUAGAGAAAGGUUUGCUGCCGCCAGGAUCGGAGGCGACCCUCGCCAGGACACCGGAACCGCCGGAGUUAUCCGAGGUAAAGAUGCAUGAAACGGAGAACAGCCUCGAGGCAGAUCGUUCCCCCGUCGUGUCCGACCUAAAUUCCUCGUGUUCGACCAUCCCCCUUCAUAGUGCCGAUGACUUACCCCCGUCGGAGUUCGAUUCGAACGGGAUUCACCCCGCCGAGGAUCAAUCGAUGCGUUGCGCAACGACGUACAAAUGCAAGCCGAAGCUCAAACCGGGUCAUUAUCAAAGGUGCAGUUCCGCUGGCAAGUAUAACGAGGUCAGAGCUAGACUGCCUAUUAAAGGCCACUACCUGGAGAACGUCCUUCGCGGCUACGCUCGCUCCUGCAUUGCCCGCGAUCGACAAAUCGACGAUCAGUUCGAUGAGUUCGCGAUGAGUCAGUCGGGAAGCGCUCACUUCAAGAAGCACGGUUUACCAAGCGGAAUCACCACGAAAAGAACGAGCAGAUGCGCGCGAGCGCACUACGUGGAGAGGAUUCUCCUUCGGAACGUCAGCGCCGUCGCUCGUCAGCUGCGUUUAAAGUCGAAGACGACUCGCGUCGUUGCCUCUAGAACGAAGCGCGCCAGGACAAAGGGGAGAUAUUUGGCAACGUAUCUGAGACGCGAGAGCACCCGGCUGAUGUCCUUGAUGACGACAUUGUUCCAGUUUUUGCUGCAGAGACCAGAUGUUCCCGAGUCGGCGAAUAUGCUGGAGGCACGCAAGAGACGUAUGAGUUUCAAGGGCCGUUAUCUCGAGCAAGUUCUCCAGAAGAAUGUCACUCCUGUUCUCCAAUGCGUCAAGGAGACGUGCCUUGUCAAUGAUGAGAAGACGAUCGGAGAGAGGAAGAACGGGCCGAAAUCCACGAGGACGAAGGGACGUUACAUGGAGAAAUAUCUGUAUAAACAGAACCUUCGUCUGAGAUUCGCGCUGACGAAUCUUCUCGAUCACGCGAAGAGCAGUCUCGAUAAUCUCCUCGUCGUCGCCACGUCGUCGAAGGCGAAGCGUGCAAUGAGAGGUCGAUACUUCGAGCGGGUUGUUCGCAGAAAUCUCGAGAUCCUCGAGCUGUUCGUAGAAUACGUUCGCUCCGGGAUCUCCAAAUGGCUCAAAGAGAAUCCAUCGUGCACAUCGCGAACGGAAUUUCCCAUCAUCGCUGUCAGUGCUUCUGAUCUCAUUGCCGAUAAUGCAGUUCUAAAUAAGCAGAAGAAUGAUGAAGAGUUUUACGAUGCAAUCAUCUCCGACUGGUAUGAAGACAGUCCAUCGUGCCCAUUGCAAAAAGAGUCUCCUGUCAUAGCUAACGCCGAGAAUUUAAUCUCGAACGAAGAAGAAACUGACGAAAAUGAUAGUAAUGUUGCCAAAUGUACAGACAAUUCAGUUUUAUCUGAAGAAGCCGAUAAGAUCUCCAACUCAUCUAAACCCACAGACACGAUUCUGGAGGAAGAAGACAAUUUCUCGAAAUUUUUACAGUCGACUGAGAAUUACAUUUCCGCUGAGGUUUUCCAUCGCGGCAGCAGAAGGCUCUCAAAAUCGCGCAAAUCCAUAGAUAUCCUUCCCAAAGAAGACGAUGACGGUUUUUCGAAAUUUCUGCAAUCUGCUGAGGAUUAUGUAUCAACCGAGGUUUUCCAUCGCGGCAGCAGAAGACUCUCAAAAUCGCGCAAAUCCAUCGAUAUCCUUCCCAAAGAAGACGAUGGCGAUUUUUCGAAAUUUCUGCAAUCUGCUGAGGAUUACGUGUCCGCCGAGGUUUUCCAUCGCGGUAGCAGAAGGCUUUCAAAAUCGUACAAAGACGCGGGGCAGGAACAGGGUGCUCUGUCGAAUAUCCUUCGCUCGACCGGCGAUUACGUUUCCAGCGAGAUAUUCCAUCGCAAAAGCAGAAGAUUGUCAAUAUCAUCCAGAAAGGAAUCAGUCUCCCUCGUGACUCCCACCUCGGGGAAGAGCAUGUAUUUCAAUUUACCUUGGUUUUCGUUCAAAGUCAGUGAGAAUAGCACGGAAUACAGCGGAGGCUGCGAAGAGAAGAUCGAUUCCGAGAUCGAACGCGACAGUCGGCGAUUAUCGUUCGUGCCGACGAUUCUCUAUCAAGGUGUCACGAAUUGCAUCGGCGUCGAUUUCACGAGGCUGGUGGCUUACGCGUUUGUACCUUGCACGUCGAUCAUCCUUCUAUACAUGUACAAAUAAAUCAUUUCUUGAGGAUCA
Linepithema humile (Argentine ant) is the source of this 3670-nucleotide messenger RNA. It is a transcript of the gene Zasp67, whose product is annotated as Z band alternatively spliced PDZ-motif protein 67. The record is from RefSeq and is a predicted model, not a curated record. Gene Ontology annotation, cellular component: filamentous actin; Z disc; stress fiber. NCBI's taxonomy places the organism in Eukaryota, Metazoa, Arthropoda, Insecta, Hymenoptera, Formicidae. Gene Ontology annotation, molecular function: muscle alpha-actinin binding; actin binding. Gene Ontology annotation, biological process: actin cytoskeleton organization; muscle structure development.